Molecule: messenger RNA, 1145 nt
Organism: Drosophila yakuba
Lineage: Eukaryota; Metazoa; Arthropoda; Insecta; Diptera; Drosophilidae
Gene: Cpr64Ad
Product: cuticle protein 21
Exons: 2
Coding region: 190-1023 (277 amino acids)
Cellular component (GO): extracellular matrix
Source: RefSeq, a predicted model, not a curated record
GGGGGGCAAGGAGCUUGGACAAUGGGCUACCAUACGCAAUUGGUACGCAGUUCCCUCAACGGAGCACCGCAUGCAAAUUUUGCGAACGCAUCUGGGUAUAAAAGUCGUGGUUUUUUUGUCCAAGGUAUGUCAGUUCAUUUUCGAUAACCGACGGUGACAAUCGCACUAAAUCCCCACCCAAGCCUUACAAUGAAUCCUCUGGCGGUUGUUGCAGUCCUCUCCUCGAUGGCCCUUUCGGCUCAGGCUGGUCUGGUUGGCGCUCCUCUGGCCGCCGCUCCUCUGGGUGCUCCUCUGGGUGCUCCUCUGGCCUACUCCGCCCCUCUGGGAGCUGCUCCCUACUUCGCACCGGCUGCGUACUCCGCCCCCCUGGGCUACGGUGCUCCUUUGGGAUACAACGCACCUCUGGUGGCUGGACCUGCUCCUCUGGUAGCCAAGACCUACGCUGCUGCUCCCUUCGCAGCUCCGUUCGCCGCUCCCAUCGCUGCUCCAGUUGCUCCAGUUGCCCCAGUUGCUGCUCGCCUGGCUGCCCCAGUCGCUGCUCCCUUCGCUGCCCCAAUUGCUCCAGUUGCCGCUCCCCUGGCCGCUCCAGUUGCCGCUCCCCUGGCCGCUCCAGUUGCUCCAGUUGCCGCUCCCCUGGCUGCUCCAGUUGCCGCUCCCCUGGCUGCUCCAGUUGCUGCACCCAUCGCCACCGAGAUCGUGGAUGCCCACCCCCAGUACAAGUUCGCCUACGAUGUCCAGGAUACGCUGACUGGUGACUCCAAGACUCAGGAGGAGACCCGUGAUGGUGAUGUCGUGCGCGGAUCCUACUCUCUGAUCGAGCCCGAUGGUUCCCGUCGCAUUGUCAGCUACUACGCCGACUCCAUCAACGGAUUCAACGCUGUGGUGCAGAAGGAUGUGCCCGUUGCUGUGGCCCCAGUUGCUCCCGUUCUGGCCAAGACCGUGGCUGCUCCAGUGGCUCCAGUUGUGGCUGCUGCCCCCGCUCCAGUCUUCGCCAAGACCCUGGCCGCUCCCAUCGUCGCCUAAGUAGGAGAAGGAGGAGUAGGAGUCGUAAUGGAAGGAUUGACCGCAAUUCGACAAAGGACUUUCAUCUGUACAUAUUCGAUUAAUCAUUGUCGAGCUAUUAAAUAACUUUCAUCGCAAAAACA